UGGGUCCUAUUGGACCACCUUGUAAAAAUAUCUAGUGUCUAUCUUUGCCAAAGAUAAGCUUCCCUAACAGAAGAGUACACUACUCCAAUUUCUAUUGCCUUUGAUGUGAUCAUAUUGAAUCUUCUCCUACACAAAGGGACCAAAUUAAAAGCAUUACAAGUUAACAUAAAGGUCCACUCCCCCCACCCCAAAUGGAGUAGCCUUGUAACACUAGAAUUCCACACUAAAGUCCAAUGAGAAACUUCUCUUCCCUUGAUCAAAACCCCCAUCAAAUUCCCUAAAAGUUCUUAAUAUAUGAUCAAAUAGUAUCUCAUAUUUUUAAUCAAAAGAGAAAAAUAAUGGAUCUUGAAGAGUGGGAUCUUCUCUCUGAUGAAGGGUUUAUUGAUCUCCAUGAAAAAAAUAGUGGGGCAAACAAAUUUUGCCCAAAAUCAACUACAAGUGUAAUUGACAUGAAUUAUUUUGAGAAAUUGAGUGAGCCGGAGAAGAAGAAGAUGAAGAAUUCAAGGGUUAUUCCUGUUCCAAUUCAGUUGGAUCAAUCAAUUGGGGAAAUCCCAGAAGAAGUAAUCAAGUUACCAAUUGAUGAUGAUCAAACACCAAAAUCUGAUGAAGCUGAUUUUGUGGAACCAGCUUCAAAAGUUUUCUUCAAGAAAUUGAAGGAAAAUGAAUUUGUCGACAUGAAAAUGGACUCACCCAAGUCAUUAAACAGGGGAAUUUUGGCUCAAAUUGAUGUGGGUAGUUACCAAUUUGAGAAAGUUGAAGAAAAAAAAGAGGGGGAUAAAGAUGAAGAUGAUAAAAAGAGUAAUGAAGAAGGUUUGAAAGUUUGGAAAUGGGCGAUGACUGGAAUUGGUGCUCUUUUCUCAUUUGGUUUUGCUGCUGCUACUAUUUCUUUUGUUGUUUUAGGUAACCGACACAAGGAAAGAUGCAACUCUUCCAACAAUCAGGAGCUUCACUUCCAGCUUUACGCUCAUGACAAGAGAUUGAAGCAAGUGGUUCGGCAUGCCACAAAGCUAAAUGAAGCCCUGAGUGUAAUGAGAGGUGCACCGGUGACUCGAGCGCACAUUACGAUUGGGGGUUACCAUGAAGGUCUUUAAAGAGGUUCUUCUUAUAGUUAUAAUGUCUGUUACUGGAAUCAGACGUACAGUAUACUAUAGUAAUAUAGUAUAGCAUAAACGUACUUUUACUACGAGUAAUAUUUUUCAAUUUCUUAGUUAUCUUUGAGCUUGAUCAACUUAUAUUCCAUAUGAACAUCUUGCUGCCUGUUUGUACAUAGAUUCCAAAUCCGUUUGUACUUCUCUUUAUGAGAUUCCUUAUCAAGUAUACACAUAUGUUUAAAACUCAA
Spinacia oleracea (spinach) is the source of this 1339-nucleotide messenger RNA. RefSeq lists its product as uncharacterized. Lineage: Eukaryota; Viridiplantae; Streptophyta; Magnoliopsida; Caryophyllales; Amaranthaceae. The record is from RefSeq and is a predicted model, not a curated record. The transcript is spliced from 2 exons. Bases 339 to 1091 code for a protein of 250 amino acids.